Molecule: messenger RNA, 2337 nt
Organism: Paramecium tetraurelia
Lineage: Eukaryota; Ciliophora; Oligohymenophorea; Peniculida; Parameciidae
Exons: 7
Source: RefSeq, a predicted model, not a curated record
AUGAGUAUAGUUAAUGCUUCUGAAAAUUUCAUCAACAUAAAUUCACCUGACAAUUCCAGAGCCAUUUUGGUGAGGAAACGACGCAAGAUUGAUACGGGUUGGAAGAGCAAUUUCAUGUUGUAAACCAUACGAAAUAAGGCGGAGAAAAGAGAAGUAUUAGUGAAAUGUAUAAACAGAAUGAGAUAAUCAACUUAAGUAAAAAUUGGAUUGUAAGCUUAGGUGAAACAAUUUCAUUCGUUGACCGAGAAGCAAUUAAAUGUGAUCGACGAUUUCGGAUCUGGACAUUCAAAGGGGACUACUACUAAACAAAUUAAAAAGCAAGAAACUCAAUUUGAAUCCAUUUAUUAUGAAUCGAAGUUAUAAAUGGGUAAACUCAGGGGAUUGGUCCUUAGAUAUUUAGAGAAGCACAGCAAAAACCAGGAAUGGUCAAUUAAACCAAGUCACCCUUUCAUUAUUAUUUGGAACAUGUUCAAGCUAUUUUUUAUGGUCCACAUUUUCAUUCUAUUUCCAUUAAUUGAUGCCUUCGGAGUGAAAUUGAAUUAAGUAAUAGUUAGAUAAGAAUAAAUAUUUUUGAUGGAAUGGAUAUUUCUAUUAUUUGACAUUGUCUUAAGAUUUAAUGUGCAGAUAUAUAAGAGUGGCCAAUUGAUAAAGUAACACUAAUAUUUGGCAUUACAAUAUUUGAAAAGUGGGUUCUUUUUGGAUGCCCUGGGCAUUGUUGGAUUCUCCUUGUUUCUCUUUUAAGACAUACUAUACAUCAAAUACAUCUACUUUUUCAAGAUAUCCGAAAUCAAAAAGUUCAUCAAGUUCCUGAGAUACGAGUUGGAUCCCCAAAAUAAAUACAACAAUCACAUCAAACUGAUAACUCUCUUUGUGACCAUAUUUCUAUUAGCACAUAUCAUAGCAUGUCUAUGGAUAGUUGCUGGUCACACUGAACCCAGUUGGCUGAGUAAUCAUGGCUUACAAGACGACCAGUGGUAUAUCCAAUAUCUGUGGGCAUUUUAUUUUGCCAUCCUUACAAUGACUACAGUAGGUUAUGGAGAUAUAGUUCCAGUCAAUGAGAUUGAAUUGGUAGCUUGCAUUAUGAUUGGUGCUUCUUUCCAGUGCAAUAUUUGCUUAUACUCUAAACACCAUCACGACUGUUCUCAAAGACAUCGAUCAGAAUAAGAGUUAGUUUAAUCAGGAGGCCAGAAUCAUAUAAAAUUACUUAGUAAAGAAAGGUUUGUAAUAAUAUUUGAAAUCUCUAUUGAAAUGGGGUUUGGGAGAAAUAGAAGUAGAAUGAAGAUAGGAUAUUCUCCAAAUUAAGUAGGCCUCUGUAAUAAGAAAUCAACUUAUAGGAUAAGGGUCAGAUGUUACUUAAAUUACCAUUCUUAGUUAACAAUUUUAAUAUCGAGUUGUAUUAUCAGCCUGGAGAAUUUAUUAAUCCCUAAGAUGGAGUUUACCUAUUGUAUAAAGGAUAAGCAGAAGUCUGUUGGGAGUUCGUAGAUCAAUCCUAAAUACAUCUGCGAUAUAUUUUAAGGUGACCACUAUGGAUUACUAAAUCUAUUCAAUGUUGAUCAAUCCAAAUACUUUCUAAAGAGCUCAGGGUUCUCAAUUUUCUAUUUCAUACCAACUUAGAUAUUUCAAUAAGAAGUCUUCUGCAUGAUUAACGAUUAAGUUAUCUUUGAAAACUAUUCAAAUCUCUUUCUAUUUUUGUCCACUUUGCAGACGAGAAGGUCAUCUCAUUUAGCCAUCGCUAUUGCCAAGUCUAAUAAGCAAUCUGUUUAGGAAAGAUAGCAAUACAAACGCUUCUGUGUUAAGCAGUAGAUCUUGAGAAACUACAAGGAGAUGCAUGUCGAAACCUGCCAAUUCAUAAACGAUAAAAAGGAGAUCAUGAAAAUUAAAUAUAAAUCUAUCUUCGAUUCUGAUGAUGCAGAUGAAGAACCUGAAAGCAUUGAAUUGUAAUCCUCUCAAUCUUGGUAAUUUGAUGAAGCCUAAAUGGAUGAACAAAAGGUUCCUAUUUAUGUUGAUGAAAAUCAAUUCAAACCCAAAAUCCCUUAAUAAAAAAGAUUAACUCUUAACAAACGGCAGACCAUUGUUGGGUUUCAAAAAAAGAAAACCUAAGACAUUAUGUAAAUCAACUUAUCGAACCUUUAAGAAGCGGAGACAUUCCCAAACCAUCAUAAUCACAUUCCUGAUAACAGCUCUCAGAAAUCGAAAGAUACAUUCGAUAAUAUUGACGUUAUGAAAUCUUUUAACAAAUACUUCAAAAAAUACAAUUAUCAAAAUAUUAUCAAACAACUAAAUUAGAGAAGGAAAACCAUUAAGAAAAAGAUUAAAAGAUUAGAAAGGAUCUAUUGA